Messenger RNA from Eutrema salsugineum, 3722 nucleotides. RefSeq names its product ribosome biogenesis protein BMS1 homolog. NCBI's taxonomy places the organism in Eukaryota, Viridiplantae, Streptophyta, Magnoliopsida, Brassicales, Brassicaceae. Gene Ontology annotation, molecular function: U3 snoRNA binding; GTP binding; GTPase activity. The record is from RefSeq and is a predicted model, not a curated record. Gene Ontology annotation, biological process: maturation of SSU-rRNA from tricistronic rRNA transcript (SSU-rRNA, 5.8S rRNA, LSU-rRNA); endonucleolytic cleavage of tricistronic rRNA transcript (SSU-rRNA, 5.8S rRNA, LSU-rRNA); ribosome biogenesis. Gene Ontology annotation, cellular component: nucleus; 90S preribosome.
GGUUCUUCAAGUCCUCUUAACCUCACCGUCCGCCUCUUCGACGGCUACCAAAAACUUUGUUCAUCUUUCUCACUGCAAGCCAUGGCCGCCGACGAAUUGAUGCCGUCCCACAGGUCUCACAAGGCUCGCCAAGCAGGUCCUUCCAUGAGGAAGAAAUCUGAAAACGACAAGAAGAAGCGUGGCGUCUCCGAUACCAAGCAGCAAAAUCCUAGAGCGUUUUCUGUUAAGUCGGCUGUGAAGCAGAAGCGUUUGCAGGCUCGCUCAGUGGAAGAGCAAAAGCGACUUCAUCUUCCGACCAUUGAUCGUACUUACGGCGAUCCUCCUCCUUUCGUCGUCGUGGUUCAAGGCCCUCCAGGGGUCGGAAAGUCUCUCGUGAUUAAGUCCCUUGUUAAGCAUUUUACGCACCAGAAUUUACCGGAGGUUCGAGGACCUAUUACCAUUGUAACAGGUAAACAUAUACGGAUACAAUUUGUGGAGUGCCCAAAUGAUAUCAAUGGGAUGGUGGAUUGUGCAAAAAUUGCUGAUCUAGCUCUACUUCUCAUAGACGGGAGUUAUGGUUUUGAGAUGGAAACAUUUGAGUUCCUGAAUAUUAUGCAAGUGCAUGGAUUUCCUAGAGUUAUGGGAGUCCUCACUCACCUGGAUAAGUUCAAGGAUGUUAAGAAGCUGAGGAAAACAAAACAACGUCUCAAGCAUCGAUUUUGGACCGAAAUAUACAAUGGAGCUAAAUUGUUCUAUUUAUCUGGUCUUAUCCAUGGGAAGUAUUCGCCACGUGAAGUUUUCAACCUCUCCCGCUUCAUAAAAGUUAUCAAGUACAGUCCAUUGACAUGGCGAACAUCACAUCCUUAUGUGUUGGCGGAUCGUUUGGAAGAUGUUACCCCACCCGAGAAAGUUCAGAUGGAUAAGAAAUGCGAUAGAAAUAUCACUUUGUAUGGUUACCUACGUGGUUGUAACUUGAAAAAAGGGAUGAAGGUACAUAUUGCUGGAGUUGGCGACUACAGUUUAGCUGGGGUGACUGUCUUACCGGAUCCUUGUCCUUUACCCUCAGCUGCCAAGAAGAAGGGGCUGAGGGACAGGGAUAAACUUUUCUAUGCUCCUAUGUCCGGGAUUGGAGAUCUUUUGUAUGACAAAGAUGCUGUUUACAUCAACAUAAAUGAUCACUUUGUUCAGUACUCUAAAACUGAUGAGGGAAAUGGAGAACCUACUAAUAAAGGAAAGGGCAGGGAUGUUGGUGAAGAAUUGGUAAAGUCGUUGCAGAGCACAAAAUAUUCUGUUGAUGAGAAAUUAGAGAAGACUUUCAUUAAUUUAUUUGGCAAAAAGACUAGUGCCAUCUCUGAAAGAAAACUUGAGGCUGAAGAUGCGCACCAAUCUUUGUCGGAAGGCUCUGAGUCAUCAGAGGAUUCUCAAUCUGGUGAUGAUCUUGAAGAUGAGGGGAAGGAUGUAGAGAGUAAUAACAGUAAAAUUAAGCAGAAAACUGAGAUCCAUGGUGGAAGGAUGAGGAGGAAAGCUAUCUUCAAGGAUGAAAUCGAUGAGAGUGAUGCUAUGGACUCGGACGAAGAUGAUGUUGAGGAAGCAGAAGACGUUGAAACUGACGAAAAUGAAGCUGGAGAUGCUGAAGAUGACUCUACUUCAGAUUCGCAGGACUCAGAUGAAGAUGAUGUUGAUGAAGCAGAAGAUAGGGUCCUUGGUAACAUAUCAAAAUGGAAAGAACCCUUGAAGGAGAAGGGCAGAAAGAAGAACCUCAACUUGAUGCAAAUUGUGUAUGGUGCACCGGGAUUAUCAGCUACUGCCUACAUAAAUGAGAACCAGGAAAUUAGUGAUAAUGAAGAAAGUGAUGACGAAGAAUUCUUUAAGCCAAAAGGAGAACAUAGCAAGAACUUAGGUGGUGGAUGGGAUGUGGGAUAUCUCAACUCAGAGGAUUGUUCCAAAUUUGUGGAUUAUGGAAAUCUGAAGAAUUGGAAAGAGAAAGAAGUUUGUGAGAUCAUUCGUGAUCGAUUUACCACUGGUGAUUGGUCAAAAGCUGCUCUGAGAAAUCAAAAUUCUGGUGCUGGCGAUGAGGAAGAAGAUGAUGAACUUUAUGGUGAUUUUGAGGAUCUAGAGACGGGAGAGAAGCAUAAUAUCAAUGAGAACAUGGAGUCAGGUGCAGAUCAAAACGAAGAUGCUGAAGUAGUUGAGCGUAGGCUAAAAAAGCUGGCUCUCCGAGCAAAGUUCGAUGCAGAAAGCAAUAAAUCUGAGUUAGAGGAGGAUGACAAUGAUAAAGGUGAUGGGAAUAAUCCUCGUAACAAUCAAGCCAAGGAACCAGGAUACGUUGACAAAUUGAAGGAGGAGCUUGAAAUUAGAAAACAGAUGAAUCUAUUAGAACUCAAUAGUCUUGACGAGGAUACUCGAAUUGAGAUAGAAGGAUUCCGGACUGGAACCUACUUGCGGCUGGAGAUUCACAAUGUUCCUUAUGAGAUGGUUGAUUUCUUUGAUCCGUGUCAUCCAGUUCUGGUUGGAGGUAUCGGUUUCGGUGAGGAUAAUGCUGGGUAUAUGCAGGCCCGGUUGAAGAAACAUAGGUGGCACAAGAAAGUACUAAAGACAAGAGAUCCUAUUAUUGUAUCUAUUGGAUGGAGACGCUAUCAGACUCUUCCUGUAUACGCCAUUGAAGAUCGCAAUGGCAGACAUCGAAUGCUCAAGUAUACACCAGAACACAUGCACUGCCUUGCUAUGUUCUGGGGUCCUCUUGUCCCACCCAACACCGGCUUUGUCGCUUUCCAAAACCUGUCAAGCAAUCAGUCAGGAUUUAGGAUAACAGCGACUUCUGUAGUUCUUGAGUUUAAUCACCAAGCCCAUAUUGUGAAGAAAAUCAAGAUGGUUGGGCACCCCUGCAAGAUCAAGAAAAAGACUGCAUUUAUCAAAGACAUGUUCACUUCCGACCUUGAAAUAGCUCGAUUUGAAGGUUCUUCUGUUCGGACAGUUAGUGGCAUCAGAGGACAAGUGAAAAAGGCUGGAAAACACAUGCUAGAUAACAAUGCCCAAGAUGGGAUUGCGAGGUGCACCUUUGAAGAUCAAAUAAAAAUGAGCGACAUAGUCUUCUUAAGGGCUUGGACCAAAGUGGAAGUUCCACAGUUCUACAAUCCUCUAACUACAGCAUUGCAACCCCGCGAUAAGACUUGGAGAGGGAUGAAAACUUUUGGGGAACUCCGUAGAGAGCAAAAUAUUCCUGUUCCGGUCAAUAAGGAUUCACUCUACAAGCCAAUCGAAAGGAAGCUAAAGAAGUUCAAUCCAUUGGUGAUUCCAAAGAAACUUCAAGGAGCUUUACCGUUUGAAUCGAAACCCAAAGAUAGACCAAGGCGAAAAAGACCACCACUAGAUUCCAGAAGGGCUGUUGUUAUGGAACCAGAAGAACGAAAAGCUAAUGCUAUCCUCCAGCAAUUUAAGCUGAUUAACAAAAUCAAGAUGAAUAAGAGAAAAGCAAAGGAGCAGGAGAAGAGGAAAGCGUAUGAAGCACAGAAAGCUAAGAAUGAGGAAAUAUCUAAGAAACGGAACAGAGAGGAGAGACGUGAGAGAUAUCGCACGGAGGAUAAACAGAAGAAGAAGAUGAGACGAAGCCAAGAUUAAUUUUUCAUGGUUAUUUGCUCAGACCAGAUUUCAAAUCCUUAAACAUCACUAAAGUUUUGUUUUUUUUCCGAAGGAUAUUCCGUCUUUUGUGUUGAUUUCAUCUAAUAGCUUUUGAAUUAUUUAUC